UCUGCCUCGGAUAGGUAAAUCAUCUACCCAGAUAUCUACCUUGGAGUCUAAAUUCAGCCACAUCGUGUGGACUGAGGGCAUGCGGAGACUGGCGAUGCUGGUGGGAAGGGCACUGGAAUUUGGUGAACCAGUGCUGCUGGUUGGAGACACUGGGUGUGGGAAAACUACAAUCUGUCAGAUGUUUGCAGCCUUGGCAAACCAGAAACUUUACUCGGUCAACUGCCACUUAAAUAUGGAGACAUCAGAUUUCCUGGGAGGAUUACGACCAGUGAGACAGAAGCCCAAUGACAAGGAAGAAAUGGACACAUCAGGACUUUUCGAGUGGCAUGAUGGACCUCUGGUUCUGGCUAUGAAAGAGAACAGCUUUUUCCUCUUGGAUGAGAUCUCACUGGCUGACGACUCUGUCCUGGAAAGACUCAACAGUGUUCUUGAAGUGGAAAAAUCUCUGGUGUUAGCUGAAAAAGGCAGUCCAGAAGACAAGGACAAGGAGGUAGAGCUGUUGACUGCUGGAAAAAAAUUCCGUAUCUUAGCAACUAUGAACCCUGGAGGUGACUUUGGGAAAAAAGAGCUGUCUCCUGCCUUAAGAAACCGAUUUACGGAAAUAUGGUGCCCUCAAUGUACAAAGCGUGAAGAUUUAAUUAAAAUAAUAAAUCGUAAUCUCCGCCCAGGAUUGUCUCUGGGCAGAAUAGAUCGUAAAGGAGCGGACAUAGCUGAGGUGAUAAUGGAUUUUAUUGACUGGCUGACCCACCAGGAGUUUGGCCGAAAGUGUGUCGUCAGUAUCAGAGAUAUCCUGUCUUGGGUUAACUUCAUGAACACCAUGGGGGAAGAUGCUGCUAUGAAAAGGCUAGAGUCCAUUUCCACUGUGACCUCUUUUGUUCAUGCUGCAUGCCUGGUGUACAUAGAUGGAAUAGGCUCAGGGAUAACUUCCUCUGGGUUUGGCACAGCCCUCUUGGCUCGAGAAGAAUGUCUGAAAUUCCUAAUAAAGAAACUUUCCAAGAUAGUCCAACUUACAGAAUGUCAGAAAAAAGAAUUGAAGAUUUAUGAUAGACUCAAGGCUAAAGAAUUCACUGGGAUAGAUAACCUUUGGGGAAUUCAUCCAUUUUUUAUACCAAGAGGACCUGUCCUGCCCAGGAAUAAUAUUGCCGACUAUGCACUCAGUGCAGGCACCACAGCUCUAAAUGCCCAGAGGCUCUUAAGAGCUACCAAACUGAACAAACCCAUUCUCUUGGAGGGCUCCCCCGGUGUUGGCAAGACGAGUUUGGUGGGAGCAUUAGCAAAGGCUUCAGGAAAUACCCUUGUUCGAAUCAACCUGUCAGAGCAGACGGACAUCACUGACCUGUUUGGAGCAGAUCUACCAGUUGAGGGCGGCAAGGGAGGAGAGUUUGCUUGGCGUGAUGGCCCCUUGCUGGUAGCUUUGAAGGCAGGCCAUUGGGUUGUGCUAGAUGAGCUUAACCUGGCUUCUCAGUCUGUACUCGAAGGACUUAAUGCUUGUUUUGACCACCGAGGAGAAAUUUUCGUGCCUGAAUUAGGAAUGAGCUUUCAAGUACAGCAUGAAAAGACGAAGAUUUUUGGGUGUCAAAAUCCUUUUAGACAAGGAGGCGGGAGGAAGGGCUUGCCCAGGUCUUUCCUUAACAGAUUCACUCAGGUCUUUGUGGAUCCCCUUACAGUAAUUGACAUGGAAUUCAUUGCUAGUACUUUGUUCCCAGCCAUCGACAAAAAUAUUGUUAAGAAAAUGGUGGCUUUCAAUAACCAUAUUGAUCAUGAAGUGACUGUUGAGAAGAAAUGGGGGCAAAAAGGAGGACCCUGGGAAUUUAACCUCCGAGACCUUUUCCGCUGGUGUCAGUUGAUGUUGGUUGACCAGUCCCCUGGCUGUUAUGAUCCUGGUCAGCAUGUCUUUUUGGUCUAUGGUGAAAGAAUGAGAGCCAGGGAAGACAAAGAAAGGGUCAUUGCUAUAUUCAAGGAUGUGUUUGAUUCAAGUUCCAAUCCUUACGUGGGAACCAGACUAUUUCAUAUCUCUCCCUACGAUGUUCAGCUUGGCUAUUCAGUCCUUUCUCGAGGCAGUUAUGUUCCUCAUCCAUCCCGCCGCCCCUUGUCACUCCUGCACCAGUCAUUCCAGUCUCUGGAGUCCAUCAUGAAAUGUGUGCAGAUGAGCUGGAUGGUCAUCCUUGUGGGGCCAGCCUCUGUGGGCAAGACUAGCUUGGUCCAGCUUCUGGCACACCUUACUGGACACACAUUAAAGAUCAUGGCUAUGAACAGUGCAAUGGAUACUACUGAGCUUCUAGGUGGAUUUGAGCAGGUUGAUCUUAUACGACCUUGGAGACAGCUGCUAGAGAGGGUGGAGAGGACUGUGAGAACACUGCUGAGGGAUAGCCUCCUUGUCUGUGCUGAAGACGCAGAAGUAGUGCUGCGGGCCUGGAGCCAUUUCCUUCUGACACAUAAGCCCAGGUGUCUUGGGGAAGAUGGCAGUGGGGUCACUAUGGAUAUUGUCAGUAAAUUGGAAGCAGUAUUGCUGCUUAUGCAGCGACUCAAUAAUAAAAUCAACUCAUACUCCAAGGCAGAGUUUGCCCAACUCGUGGAAGAUUUCCAGAGUUUUGGGGUGAAGCUUAUGCAGUCAGCCAGUGGCCACAGCCAUGGCACAUUUGAAUGGGUUGACAGCAUGUUAGUUCAAGCCUUGAAGUGUGGAGAUUGGCUUCUGAUGGACAAUGUUAACUUCUGCAAGUAAGAACCUUACACCCCAUCGCUAGUGAGCCUGAUUGAAACUUGGAAUUUAAUCUGUCGUUUUUUUUAACUUGUAGUACAUCAUCAACCACAUUCUAUAGUUUUACUCUGUUUUGAACAGUGGCAGUUGGUCAUUAGCUGAUGGGAAGGCUAACAGAAUUGCAAAAUUAUCUUUUGAGUUAGGCCUUUUUUAUUUGACAUCAAAAAUCUUUUUCCUUUGGUGGUGGUGGUACUGAACUUGGGGUUGCGUUUAUGGUCUU
This is a messenger RNA of Castor canadensis (American beaver), 2978 nucleotides long. Lineage: Eukaryota; Metazoa; Chordata; Mammalia; Rodentia; Castoridae. The record is from RefSeq and is a predicted model, not a curated record.